Molecule: messenger RNA, 1154 nt
Organism: Oryzias melastigma (Indian medaka)
Lineage: Eukaryota; Metazoa; Chordata; Actinopteri; Beloniformes; Adrianichthyidae
Product: cytochrome b ascorbate-dependent protein 3
Exons: 7
Coding region: 134-1000 (288 amino acids)
Cellular component (GO): lysosomal membrane
Molecular function (GO): oxidoreductase activity
Source: RefSeq, a predicted model, not a curated record
AAAUUAGUUUGCCUAAAAAAAAGAAAAAAUUACCCCUUUUCUUUUGGUGGUGAGUGCUGGUGAAACUGAUCAGUCUGGUCAGGUAUCCCACAGGACUUUGCGGCAAAAACACGGAAGUGGCUCGAGUCAACAGAUGCAGGCCGCUGGCCCCCCCAGCCGCUUCCCCCUCCAACAACUGAACGCAGCUGCAAGUGGAAGUGAGAUCGGGCCUCGACCACAGAAAGACGAAGUGAGCAGCUUUUCAGAUCCGUCCAGCAUGAGGUCCAUGAUGAUAUUCUACCUCUUCUACUUCCUGUGCCUGUGCUUGAGUGUCGCCUGUGUCGUCUGUGUGUGCGUGUGGAACAGCCAGUGGCGUGGCGGCUUUGCCUGGGAUGGCUCCAGCCGGGAGUUUAACUGGCACCCCGUCCUUAUGGUGACAGGGCUGGUGGUGCUCUAUGGCAACGGCGCCGUGUUGUACCGUAUACCUCUGACCUGGGCUCACAGCAAACUCCCCUGGAAGAUCCUUCAUGCGGCGCUGAUGUUCCUCUCGUUGAUCCUGUCCAUCGUGGGACUCUGCGCCGUCUUUAACGUCCACAAUGCCGGGAACAUUCCCAACCUUUAUUCUUUGCACAGCUGGAUUGGAAUCGCAGCCACAGCUCUUUUUGCCUUUCAGUGGGUAGCAGGUUUUGCUGGGUUCCUCCUGCCCUGGACUCCCUUAUCGAUGCGUAAGCUCCUCAAACCCGUCCACGUGUGGCUGGGAGGAAGCAUCCUGAUACUCAGCAUCGCCGCCAGCAUCUCUGGCAUCAACGAGAAACUCUUCUUCGUUCUAAAAGGAACAACCAACGGGACUCAGCCGUACUCCAGCCUGCCGCCUGAAGCUGUGGUGGCGAACUCAUUGGGGGUUUUGAUCGUCGCCUUCGGUUUGAUCGUCCUGAAGAUUCUGUCCACCAGUGAAUGGCAGAGACCAGACGGCUCUGAGGACAGGACGUACGCGCCUUUACUACGUGAUGAAAGUGAUUGAAGAACAGCUGCUCGCCAAAAGUCAUCCACCUUUCUAACCCUACAAGCAGCUGGUGGUCUUAAGUAAAAAGUCUGUGUGAGAUGUUAAUAUAUUUUGAAAAUAUAUUUAAAAUGACUUGUUUUCACUGUGAAUAAAAAUACUUUCCCCCCCCAAA